Molecule: messenger RNA, 933 nt
Organism: Strongylus vulgaris
Lineage: Eukaryota; Metazoa; Nematoda; Chromadorea; Rhabditida; Strongylidae
Source: the annotation of a GenBank genome assembly
AAGAGUCUACAAAACCUUGAGCGUGAUCUAAAACCGCUUGAAGACAAGAUUCAUUACUUGGAGAAGCUAGCUGCUGAGGUGAAAAAGAAGAAUCCGGAAGAAGCUGCAGCAAUUGAGAAAAAAAUUGCGCAACUACGAGCCCUCCAUAAUGACCUUCUACGUAGAGCUCAUGACAAGAUUAAGAUUGCCGAACAAUCCCAAGGUCAGGAAAUGUUUGAAUCGGCUCUCAAAGAUGUGCUCAAUUGGAUUGAUAGAACGAAGAAAGCCCUUUCCGAAGACGUGCGUGCUCUAGAUGUGCAGCAAGCUGAGGAUCUUCUAAAGAAGCACUAUGAACUUGGUGAACAAAUCAAGGAUAAGAAAUAUGAGGUGGAAUAUGUACAAGAACUCGGACAACGUCUGCUUGAAAAGAAUCCACGACUACGCGAAGUUGAAGCGCAGCUAAAACAUCUUGGAACGGAAAUGGCCAUGGUCAAGAAUAUGUACCGCAUUCGUGAUGCUCAGUUGAAGGAGCAACUUGACCUGCAAUUAUUCAACCGUGAAGCUGAACGUAUUGAUGCUGCUACUAAGGGACAUGAAGCUUUCUUGGACUACGCUGACCUUGGGCUUGGAACUGCACUUAUUGCCCAAAAGCAUUAUGAGUCACCUAAUGUUGAACGUCUUCUGAAACGACUCAAUACCGAAUGGGCAGAACUUCGUGAUGCAGUCAACCGUAAAGGCGAGAAACUGCGUCAAGCUUCGGACCAGAAGGGUCUCAACCGCAUUCUUGAAGAUGCACAUGCGAAACUAGAUGAACUUGAAUCAGUUUUGAAAUCUGAUGAGCUUGGAUCUGAUCUUAGAGCUGUGAAAGAUUUAAUCCAGAAGCAUUCCGUACUUGAGCAGGAAAUGGGAAUUUAUGAAAACAAGGUAACUGUCUUUUACUUGUCAGUCAACUAA